Mugil cephalus (flathead mullet) is the source of this 2424-nucleotide messenger RNA. It is a transcript of the gene prmt1, whose product is annotated as protein arginine methyltransferase 1. The coding region runs from base 53 to 1090 and encodes 345 amino acids. The record is from RefSeq and is a predicted model, not a curated record. Gene Ontology annotation, cellular component: nucleus. Gene Ontology annotation, molecular function: protein-arginine N-methyltransferase activity. The transcript is spliced from 10 exons. NCBI's taxonomy places the organism in Eukaryota, Metazoa, Chordata, Actinopteri, Mugiliformes, Mugilidae.
GCGUGGCAAAGGAAGAGUCUUCCAAACUCACGCAGCACGGCUGAAGAUCGAAAUGGCGGCGCCAGCAGAGAGGAUGGAGGGGGAGAGCUCAGUCAAGCCUGCAGCUGAGGAUAUGACGUCAAAGGACUACUACUUUGAUUCAUACGCCCACUUUGGAAUCCACGAGGAGAUGCUGAAGGACGAGGUUCGCACCCUCACCUACCGCAACUCCAUGUUCCACAACAAGCACCUGUUCAAAGAUAAGGUGGUGUUGGAUGUGGGCAGCGGGACGGGCAUCCUCUGCAUGUUCGCCGCCAAAGCUGGAGCCAAGAAGGUCAUAGGGAUCGAGUGCAGCAGCAUCUCAGAUUACGCCGUGAAGAUCGUCAGCGCCAACAACCUGGAUGACGUUGUGACCAUCAUUAAGGGGAAGGUGGAGGAGGUGGAGCUGCCCGUGGACGGAGUAGACAUCAUCAUUUCAGAGUGGAUGGGCUACUGCCUCUUCUACGAGUCCAUGCUCAAUACAGUCAUCUAUGCCAGGGACAAGUGGCUGAAACCAGAUGGUCUCAUUUUCCCCGACAGGGCGACUCUUUACCUCACUGCUAUUGAAGACAGGCAGUACAAGGACUACAAAAUCCACUGGUGGGAGAACGUGUACGGAUUCGAUAUGUCGUGCAUCAAGGAGGUGGCGAUUAAAGAACCCCUGGUUGAUGUGGUGGACCCCAAGCAGCUGGUCAGCAACUCCUGUCUCAUCAGGGAGGUGGACAUCUACACGGUGAAGGCGGAGGACUUGACCUUCACCUCGCCGUUCUGCCUGCAGGUGAAGAGGAACGACUACAUCCACGCUCUGGUCACCUACUUCAACAUCGAGUUCACCCGCUGUCACAAGAGGAUCGGCUUCUCCACAAGCCCAGAGUCUCCUUACACCCACUGGAAGCAGACCGUCUUCUACCUGGACGACUACCUGACCGUCAAGACGGGCGAGGAGAUCUUCGGCACCAUCAGCAUGAAGCCAAACGUCAAGAACAACAGAGACCUGGACUUCACCGUAGACAUCGACUUCAGGGGUCAGCUGUGCGAGAUGUCGAAGACGUCGGAGUACAGGAUGCGUUAGAAGUCGCCUCCCCCCUCGUGUUAGUUUGUCUUUAGUAGAGGACAGAUUAUACAGUCUGACUGGGAGUCUGUACACUAGUGUAACGCUCCUCCUCCUCCUCCCCACGCGCAGCAACAUUUUAAAUGUCUUUUUGUUUUUCGUUUCCUUUUCUCGUUCAGACUACGACAGUAUUUAACAGGUUUUCGCGUACUUCGGGUUCAUCGGCGUGGUGAGUUCAUUGUGCAGUAGUCGUACUCGACGAUGUGUGUGUUUUGACAUUUUGCGCGCCUGCGACGUCCACAUAAGACACGACCACGGCCCCCGUCCCUGCUGUUUCACGAAAGCCACGCCGUUCCGUCUACCACGUCCUCGUUUACAUUUCCUUCGAGGGUUAAUAAAGCUAGGGACGAACGUGCCCCCUCCCCCCAACACAUUUUUAACGGUCAGUACUACGUAAAAAGAGUUGUCGAGGCCAAAAGUAAAUAUAUAUAUGUAUGUAUGUAUUAAGAAAACUCAAAGAAUUAAACUGCAGUGACAAAGUAGCUGCAGGAAUUCUUGCCCCGUCCCAAAAUACUACACAGUACGUCCUGCAAGCAUGUGAGACUGCCAUUAAAACCUAAUUUUACUAAAACAAAACUGCUUUUCCUUUGACCACGUAGAAUGUGUUUUGUUUCUUUUGGACGCCUCCGUAGACUGUGUGUGUAUUAACGAUCGUACGCGGUAGCCGGGCUGCAGUUUUCCUAAAAUACUUUGUCAUUGCGUCUCCUCCCUUUUGAGAUACGCACACGUUCGGCUUGUUGACGUGUACAGAAGUGCAACUUUCCACCAGAAGUAGUUCUGGCAAGGCUCCAGUCAACCGUCUCGACCCUCAUGUGUUUAUCUUUGUUUGUGCGAAUGAUGGUGACCACGUUGGCGGAGACCGUUUCGACUCCUCACACUUUAUUUUUGUUGGGUUUUGUAUUUUUUUUUUGGCUGCUGUUUAAUUUUUUUUUCUUUCUUUUUUUUAAAUAAAACUAAUAAACUGUAAAUGUAACUUUUUUUUUUCUUUCCGUGAGCUGCAAAGUGUUUUGUGACAUACAUCAUCUUUAAGGAUUCUCUUAAGGUUUAUUUUUAAAUUCGGUUGUAAAACUCAGAUCGUAUCUUCUGAUGUGUACAGUCGACACUAGCGAACAUCGGAUCUCGUUACGCUGAUGUAAAUAAUACGUUCUCGUGAAAGUUCAGAGGGAAAAACUGCAAUAAAUCGAAGUCAUCCGAGGUUAAGAUAAUAGGAAAGAAAAAUGUUUUUGUGAGAUUUGCAGAGUGAAGAGUUGGGGUGGUGAAAAUAUUUUGAAUAAAUUCAGAUACAUCUCAGAGGA